GAGCUCUGUUGUUGUGUUAUAAGCGUGCCAUAUUUUGUAGUGAGCUGUGUUGCUGUGUUCUGAGCUGUCUUUGUGUUAUGAGCUGUGCUGUGUUUUGUUGUGAGAUCUGUUGUUAUGUUAUGAGCUGUGUCGCUGUGUUAUGAGCUGUGUCGUGUUUUGUUAUGAGCUGUGUCGCUGUGUUAUGAGCUGUGUCAUUGUGUUGUGAGCUGUGUGGGUCUGCAGUCAUUAGAGUCUGCUGGUUAAUAUUUCAGUGAGCUGGGAGAGUAGUCUGUUCAGCAGUUCUCUCCAGCUGGCCACGUGCUGCCCUUGCCUGGGAAUUGAACCAAGACUGACCUCUAGAGACCAGGCAGAGAAAGAGACAGUAAUCAUGCAUGUCUGACCUGUUUUUUCUUUUAUUUUUUUCUUAGUUUAGCCUGAACCUUAUGAAAUUUAAAUGUAUGCAUAAUUAAAUGUUUAUAAUAUAAACAUAUAAAUAAACAUAUCAUAUGAAGUCUUGAAAUGAAAUGACUGAUUAUGUUUCAGAUAGUAAGGGCUUGGGGUGUGGGGUGUACUGAGAGUGCGCCAUAUUGCAUCAUAUUUAACGCAAAACAUUUUUGACAUGAUAAAAAAAAGUCUUCAUAUUGUGAUAAUGGGGAUAUUCUUAAAAGGAGUCUAUUUUGUUUUGCUAUGUCCUGCAUUUGCUGUUAAUUGCAUUUUUUUGUACUUUUUUUAAAUUUUGCUACACUAUAAUUAUUUUAUACAAAAUCUGGGUAUUAAUAAGUCACUGUUUAUGAAAUAGAAAAACGUUAAUAGAUUUUCUGUUUCUACAGAAUAUAUUAAAUUGUUCAUUUAAAUAAAAAAAAAAACCUGUAUAUUUUAGCAUAUGACCAAGAAUAUCACUAUUGCAAAACAUCAUGAAAUAUUGUGAUAUUACUUUAGUGCCACACCGCCCACCCCUGGUCAGUACUUACCAAAAGUGCUCCAAGGGGGAACAUCCAGUGAACUGGCAACACGGUCAUGGGUGCCCAAAGCUAAUUGAUGUUAAGGGCUAGCUAAGCCUAUAUUAUUACAUAUUUACUCAAGUACAAAUUACUGAUGAAAUUGAUGCUGGCUAUGUCUUGUGAAUGUUGAUGUCCAAUUUGUGGAGGAAUCCAUGCAUCGACAGAUUAGAGCUGUUUUGGCAGCACAAAGAGGACCUACACAAUAUGAUGUAGGUGGUCUUAUUGUUGUGGCUGAUCAGUUUGUGCAAUUAAAAAUAUAAACACUUGCUGAGAAUAGUGAAAAAUAUCACUCACACUCCAUUAUCAAAUCAAACGGAUUAAUGACAGUACUGAUGGAAGAACAGGAUAACAAAAAUAACAGUCUUUAAAACUACAGGAAUUUGUAUAGACUAUAAAAAAAGUAAAACAAACAAACAAAUGAACCUACAUCCAUCACUUUGAGCCACCUUUGCCCUUUCCCAGCAGAAUUUGCCUAUGGAAAUGAAUUCAAACCAACACGGCACGCAAGCAGUCCAUCUCCCACAAGCACCACAACAGCCCUGAACCAACAUGCAAACAACAUGAAAACCCACACUAAAGGAGAACUGCAGGUAAUUUCUAGAAAGUCACCCCACAAUCUAUGCAAUCUAUGCAUGUUUGAGUCCGGACAAGGCUGCUGCUUCUUCACUGUGAACCGCAGUGACUUCACCAGGUCAGGGUCAACACCUGAGGUCAAGCCAGGCACGCUGCAGCUGCAGGAGUAAUGUUUGGUGAACGGAUCAGGACCGAAGGGAUACUUUAACUCUGAAGUUACAACUACCUGGCAUCCAUAGAAUUGUCUUCAGCAUUGGUCAGUAAGAAGAGGAAGGAUGAUUCCAGUGGUACUUGAGGAGGCCCCUCUUGACCCGGACUCCAGAGAGAUGUGGUAUAUCAUGACCAGGCGGCAACACCUGCUGUCCCGCCGGAUCAUCUUGCUGGAAAUGAAGGAGUUCCUGAAGAACAACAGCUUAACUGGAGGUGUUCUGGAGAACGACGACGAAGAUGGACCAUCAGAACUAGACAAAAUAGAUAAUGAGCUCCAGUCCCUGUCAGACAGAGAGACUGCACUGGUUAACAGAAGGUGUUUGUGGGAAAAGCAAGGGAUCCUCUCUGAAACAACAAGAGAAUCGUCAGUCAUUGAGCCUGAGUGCGUCACACCUGAAGGGAACAAGAAAGAUGUAAUGUUUUCAGGAGUGUGCAUCCUUCCAAAUGUCAUCACAACACAGGAUUUGAUCACAGAGCAGCCGCUAGAAAUUAACGUGGAACCCAACCAAGAGAGCUCAGAGGAUGGAGUGGUGGACGUGGAGAACCUUGCCUAUGCUGCUGGUAAAGUACGCUGUCCCUCCUGCCAGCAGAACAUCACCACUGAGAUCCAGUAUAAAGUGGGGAAAUCGUCCUAUUUUCUCUGCCUGAUUGCCAUAUUCAUGGGCUGUGUUGCUGGAUGCUGCCUGUUGCCUUUCUUUCUGAACUACUUUAAAGAAGUCUGCCACGUGUGUCCUUCCUGCCACACGGAAAUCCGCAAAGUCCGUCGGAUGUAAAGAAGCCACGGGGAUCCUGCAGAGAGACUCUGAAGAGUGAGAGAGUACUUUCACCAGUCAUACAUGCUUUAAAUCCAAGUAAAAAAAAACCUCUUACAUGUCAUUUAGGAGAGUUUAGGGUGAAAUAGAGAGUAAAAAUGGGGAGUUGAAGCUCCGAGUGGACCAGGAGACUAAGAUGAUCCAGCUGGAAUCCUAGAGAGCACAAUUGAACAUGUUUUCUGUGGGUGGGUAGAUGGUGCUCUCUCUCCUCACAUCACUCCCAGUUUGAUGCUGGUCAGCCCAGCCAUCUGUUACCUGAUGUAUGAGAGCUGGGUCACUGCGCUUUCCUCCGAGCAUGCUGGCUCCCCAGUGAUGCUUCACAUGUGUCAGACAAGGCAUGUGCUAGCCCUCACCUUCCUCGUGUUGGGGGCGUUAUUAGUGAUCGAGGAAGUUUGGGGGAUUGAGUAAUGGACAUUUCAAAUUAUGGAGAAAAUGGGCUAAAAAAUAAUAAUAAUAAUAAUAAAUCAGUCACAAUGACCCUGUUUACACCUGGUCAUGCCACAUGUCUUAAGUAUCAGCAGAGCCAAGAUGCAAAUCUGACAUAGUCUGAGACACA
Messenger RNA from Astyanax mexicanus (Mexican tetra), 3131 nucleotides. RefSeq lists its product as uncharacterized. Gene Ontology annotation, molecular function: zinc ion binding. The transcript is spliced from 8 exons. NCBI's taxonomy places the organism in Eukaryota, Metazoa, Chordata, Actinopteri, Characiformes, Acestrorhamphidae. The coding region runs from base 1829 to 2536 and encodes 235 amino acids. The record is from RefSeq and is a predicted model, not a curated record.